Molecule: messenger RNA, 1793 nt
Organism: Bipolaris maydis ATCC 48331
Lineage: Eukaryota; Fungi; Ascomycota; Dothideomycetes; Pleosporales; Pleosporaceae
Source: RefSeq, a predicted model, not a curated record
AUGGAAAAACCGCAUACUCCAGAACCCACGCAAAUCGAAAAAGCCACCACCACGCCCGAUGAUUUCAAUGCCGCCCUUGACAAGCGUCUCAAUCGCAAAUUCGACCUCCGCAUUCUUCCCUGGCUCUUCGGAAUAUGGCUCUUCUCCUUCAUCGACCGCAGCAAUAUCGGCAACGCCCGCAUAGCCGGCCUCACCACCUCCCUCUCCAUCACAACAGGCACACGCUUCAAUAUCGCCCUCCUUGUCUUCUACAUCCCCUACAUCCUCGUCGACGUGCCUUCGAACUUGCUUGUCAAGCGGCUGCGCGCCGGCAUCUACUUGCCCACCUUGAUAACCGCCUGGGGUCUGGUAUGCACGAUGAUGGGGUUCGUGACGAACUUUGCGGGGCUUGUGGCGUGUAGGCUGUUGCUGGGGUUGUUCGAGGGAGGAAUUCUGGGGGGCGUGAUCAUUUAUCUUGCCAUGUUUUAUCGGAGGGGGGAGAUGUUGCUCAGGAGUGGGUUGUUUUAUUGUGCUGCGCCGCUGUCGGGGGCGUUUGGGGGGUUAUUGGCGAGUGGGUUGGCGAGGAUACGGGUGGGGGGUUACGAGAGGUGGCCGUGGAUAUUCUUUAUUGAGGGCGCGGCGACAGUCGUCUUUGGCAUUGUGUGCUUCUUCUUCAUGCCGGAUACUCCUGCUGCAGCGCAUUUUCUUACAGAUGAAGAGAAAGAGUGGGCGCUGCGUCGUAUGCGUAUCGAUGCAGGCGGAUCUACCGAUGUUGAUGUGGAUGAUGAGGAAUUUAGUUGGUACUGGGUCAAGAUGGCGCUUCUAGCUCCACAAACAUAUCUCUCUGCUUUCAUUUGGUUCUUUCUUCUAGUCCCCUUAUACAGUUUCUCGUUGUUCCUCCCGAGCAUUAUAGCGGGAAUGGGAUAUCAAAGUACAACAGCACAGCUCUUUACCGUGCCUCCGAACAUGGCCGCUUUUCUCACAGUCAUUGGCACAGCGUAUGCCUCCGAUCGAUUUAAAAACAGGGGCUACUUCAUUAUCGGAGGUUGUGUUCUGGGUAUAUGUGGGUAUGUGAUGUUGAUUGUGGCAAAGACAAACGCAGUGCGGUAUGCCGGGACCUUUUUGGUUGCUAUUGGUGUCUUCCAGGGCUCACCUAUGCUCAUGGGUUGGGCUUCAAAUAACCUCGCUCCACACUAUGUGCGAGCUGUCGGCAUUGGGCUUAUCAUCUCCAUUGCAAACUGCUCGGCAUUCAUUGGAACAUUCAUAUAUUUACAGCACGACGCUCCGAGAUACAUUCUAGGAUAUUCGGUUAGUCUCGGGGCGCUGGUGAUUACAAUCGUCCUGGCAGCUAUGCAGUGUCUUUAUCUUAGCUGGGAGAACAAGAAGCGAAGAAAUGGUAAGAGGGAUGGCAGGAUGCUGCAAAGCGAUGCCGGCCGACUUGGACAUGGACACCCAAGCUUCAGAUUUACGCUCUGAUUGCAACUUCUAAUAGGGCUGGUAGUGUUUUGCGCGAGAAGAAAUGCAAACCAUUUUGCUCUAACAAAUUCUGCUCGUUCACCAGAGCCAUGGCAAGAUGCCGGGAAUUUCCAUGGCUCAGGCAGCAGCCAGAGCAGCCGCGGCGGCGGGCAAAAUUGGGCCCUUCUCCAGCACUGCUUACGGGCCGUAACUGUAACGUUGGAUAUCGUUAGCUGGCAACAGCUGUCGACUGGUGUCGCUCGUCCUUGAUGCUUUCCUGGCUGUUAACCUUGCCGGCAGCAAUCAGAUGGAUGUGGCUAGUGGGCGACAGGGGGCUGGCGGGCGACACCAAUCGACAG